GGUUUAUUUGCGUGAGUUAGGUGCCGGUUUAUUUGCGUGAGUUACGUAUAGGCCUGUUAUAUUCUUUAUAUAAUUCUGCACCACCCAUUUUCCUUAUUUAAAAUACUCUUACAACUGUUUCUUUGAAACAACAGCCGUCAUAUUCAGCCCUCAUGUCCGGUCAAUCGAAGCUUUCUCCCUGGCAAAGCGCUGUCGCAGGGGCGACUGGAGCUGUCGUUGCAAAUGCUCUUGUAUACCCGUUAGACAUCGUAAAGACACGAUUACAAGUCCAAGUCAAAUCCCAGAAACUCCCGAACAAUGAUUCUACCGACGGCGCAGUGCAUUACGAUUCUACAAUUGACGCCAUAAAGAAGAUCCUCGCCGAUGAAGGCAUUUCUGGACUUUACUCCGGAAUCAACGGCUCUCUUAUAGGGGUGGCGUCGACAAACUUCGCAUACUUCUAUUGGUAUUCUAUCGUCCGAACCCUAUAUAUGAAGUCAAGGCCAAACCAGAAACUCGGUACUGCUGCUGAGCUUGCCCUUGGUGCUGUUGCGGGAGCAAUCGCCCAGGUAUUCACCAUUCCUGUUGCGGUAAUCACAACGAGGCAGCAAACGCAGCCGAAGGGAGAGAAGAAGGGGCUCCUUGACACCGGCAGAGAGGUCGUGAAUAGCGAGGAUGGGUGGAGUGGGCUAUGGAGAGGACUGAAAGCCAGCCUUGUCCUUGUUGUCAACCCAGCGAUAACCUACGGGGCCUAUCAACGGCUUAGAGAGAUUAUAUUUCCUGGAAAGAAAAACUUACGACCCCUGGAAGCAUUUUUGCUGGGAGCCAUGUCGAAGAGUUUAGCCACAAUCAUCACCCAACCAUUGAUUGUAGCCAAGGUUGGCCUGCAGUCUCGCCCACCGCCCUCCAGAAAAGGGAAGCCAUUCAAGAGCUUUGUGGAGGUAAUGCGUUACAUCAUCGAGCAUGAAGGUGCUCUAGGACUAUUCAAGGGCAUCGGCCCACAGAUCAUGAAAGGACUUCUGGUCCAGGGCCUUUUAAUGAUGACCAAGGAGAGGAUCGAGCUGCUCUUUAUCUUAUUAUUUGCCUACCUGCAAACCCUGAGGAAGGAGAGACUUCAGAAGAUUGCUGAUGCAGCGGCAGCUAAAGCAAAGGAGUCUCUACCAGUCACCCUAAAAUAA
Molecule: messenger RNA, 1157 nt
Organism: Microsporum canis CBS 113480
Lineage: Eukaryota; Fungi; Ascomycota; Eurotiomycetes; Onygenales; Arthrodermataceae
Product: peroxisomal adenine nucleotide transporter 1
Exons: 4
Coding region: 153-1157 (334 amino acids)
Biological process (GO): transmembrane transport
Source: RefSeq, a predicted model, not a curated record